GAUAGGGUGGCUUAAGCCUUGACACCCGAGAUGGUCUAGCUUACCGGCUAAAAUCUCACAUACUAUCGACUGAUAACGAUAGAGGAGGAAAGAUUAGGAUAGCCCCGACGGAGUCCGAUACGAGACAGGCAAUUGCUUACAGACCAUUUUCCCCGACCCCUCUGGGGUUAUUAUUUGGCGGUUUCCCCAGUUUCCCUGUGCUUGGUUGCAGAAAUCGAAGUCGAAUUCAUCAUCAUCAUCAUCAUGGUUCGCCGAAUUGCUUCAGCUACUCCUACGGCACAAUCGCCCAUAUCGCCACUUGGCACAACAUAUUGUGUCCGUCCCAAUUCCGUGUCGAUGAAUAUCCAUCGAAGACCACUCGUUGUUGCAUCAACCGACGAGGCCAAGGUCACUAUAAUAUAUGCCGGUCUGUUGAUUCCUGGCGACGGAGAACCUCUGCGCAAUGCCGCCCUAGUCAUCAGCGAUAAGAUCAUCGCGUUCGUCGGGCCCGAAGCCGACAUUCCUAAGAAAUACCUCCGGUCCACGCAGUCCACUCACCGUGUCCCUGUGCUCAUGCCCGGCCUGUGGGAUUGCCACAUGCAUUUUGGCGGUGAUGACGACUAUUACAACGAUUAUACCUCAGGUCUGGCCACUCAUCCAGCAUCAUCAGGAGCUCGACUAGCCCGUGGUUGCUGGGAAGGACUGCAGAAUGGGUAUACGUCCUACCGCGACCUGGCCGGAUAUGGGUGUGAGGUCGCGAAGGCAAUCAAUGAUGGCACGAUCGUUGGACCAAAUGUGUACUCGUCCGGCGCUGCUCUUAGUCAAACGGCCGGACACGGCGAUAUUUUCGCUCUUCCCGCAGGUGAGGUUCUGGGGAAUUAUGGAGUCACGAACCCUCGGCCUGGAUACUGGGCAGCAGGGCAGCUAUGUAUCGCCGAUGGCGUAGAGGAAGUCCGACGAGCAGUGCGGUUGCAACUUCGUCGCGGAGCAAAGGUUAUCAAAGUGAUGGCUUCAGGGGGUGUCAUGUCGCGAGACGAUAACCCCAAUUUUGCACAAUUCUCUCCAGAGGAACUCAAGGUGAUAGUGGAAGAGGCUGCUCGACAGAACCGGAUCGUUUCUGCACACGUACACGGCAAGGCGGGAAUCAUGGCUGCCAUAAAAGCAGGUUGCAAAAGUCUGGAGCAUGUGUCUUAUGCUGACGAGGAAGUGUGGGAGCAUAUGAAAGAAAAGGGGAUUCUUUAUGUGGCCACGCGCUCAGUUAUUGAAAUAUUCCUCGCUAGCAAUGGAGAGGGGCUAGUGAAGGAGUCGUGGGCCAAGUUGCAGGCACUUGCUGAUUCGCAUCUGAAGGCUUAUCAGGGGGCUAUCAAGGCGGGUGUUACCAUUGCGUUGGGAACUGAUACCGCCCCUGGUGGACCUACCGCGCUGGAGUUGCAGUUCGCUGUCGAGAGAGGAGGUAUGACACCGUUGGAGGCCAUCAAAGCUGCAACUGCAAACGCUCCCUUGUCGGUUGGUCCACAGGCACCAUUAACGGGUCAGCUUCGUGAGGGGUACGAGGCAGAUGUGAUUGCUUUGGAGGAGAACCCAUUGGAGGACAUUAAAGUUUUCCAAGAACCGAGGGUGAUUACCCACGUCUGGAAGGGAGGGAAAUUGUUCAAAGGCCCUGGUAUUGGUCCGUGGGGGGAAGAUGCACGAAAUCCUUUUCUGUAGUUCAUUUUCGAUUCAAUGGGAAUUUCACAUGAUAUAACUCUGAGGUACAAACUUACCAGCCAAUUAGUCACUGUAGCAACAUACCUCAGAUUUGCUAGCUCGUCGUCCACGUUAUCAGCAAUUUUACUCUUUAGCUGUCAUAAUUACUAAAUCCCUAUACUACAUGCUGGUAGCUGAAUGUGUUAGACCCCGAUGCUAAACAUUGCUCUUCGAAAAGGCAAUGCGCGCCACAGCAUAUUAUCAACUAUGACCCCUUCGAUUGCCUCAGCAUACUUCAAGCGGUCUGCCUAAAAUAAAGAGAAUGUAAGG
Aspergillus vadensis CBS 113365 is the source of this 1995-nucleotide messenger RNA. Its product is annotated as amidohydrolase family protein. The transcript has a single exon. Gene Ontology annotation, molecular function: hydrolase activity, acting on carbon-nitrogen (but not peptide) bonds. Bases 244 to 1686 code for a protein of 480 amino acids. The record is from RefSeq and is a predicted model, not a curated record. NCBI's taxonomy places the organism in Eukaryota, Fungi, Ascomycota, Eurotiomycetes, Eurotiales, Aspergillaceae.